Molecule: messenger RNA, 1221 nt
Organism: Microthlaspi erraticum
Lineage: Eukaryota; Viridiplantae; Streptophyta; Magnoliopsida; Brassicales; Brassicaceae
Source: the annotation of a GenBank genome assembly
AUGGAGGAGAAAAGUGGAAUUAGUCCAAGUGGGGUCAUCACAGUCAAGGGAGAUGAAGCUUUGGCAUCAAGAACAGAGUUUCAACAAAACCCUAGCUUUCUCCAAUUCGUAGCACCCACGACGGUGUUGUCUCCUCCUCCGCCUCCUCCGCCUCCGGCUCCACCAACCUCCGUGACUCCUGGCUCAUCCGCAGCAACAGCAGCGCCGCCGCCGCCGGCGUCGAUCUCAAGCGCAGGGUCAGAUCCGACGAAGAAGAAGAGAGGAAGGCCGAGGAAAUACGCUCCAGACGGAAGUGUAAACCCUAGAGCUUCAAGACCAGCUCUCUCUCCAACUCCAAUCUCAUCUUCGAUUCCAUUGUCUGGAGAUUAUCACCAUCAUCAUCACUCUAAUUGGAAACGAGGAAAAGCUCAGCAACAGCAAUAUCCUCUUGAGUUCGUCAAGAAAUACGAAAGCAGCCCAGCUCUUCCUACUCCUCCUGCUGGGCUCUCAUACUAUGUGGGUGCAAAUUUUACAACCCAUCAGUUUACUGUCAAUGCCGGUGAGGAUGUAACAAUGAAGGUUAUGCCGUAUUCGCAAGGAUCUAGAGCUAUCUGCAUUCUUUCUGCAACUGGUUCCAUCUCUAAUGUCACACUUCGUCAAGCUACCACUUCAGGCGGCACUCUUACAUAUGAGGGUCGAUUUGAGAUACUAUCGCUAUCAGGUUCCUUUAUGCCUACUGAAACCGGAGGAACAAAAGGUCGGUCCGGUGGCAUGAGCAUUUCUUUAGCCGGACCAAAUGGCAAAAUCAUCGGCGGUGUUCUUGCCGGUAUGCUGAUAGCAGCCGGUCCUGUCCAUGUGAUAAUGGGAAGCUUCAUUGUGAUGCAUCAAGCAGAACAAGCACAGAAGAAGAAACCUCGAGUCAUGGAGGCUUCUCCUCCGCCACAACCACCACACCAACAACCACCUCCUACUUUCACCAUAACCACCAUGAAUUCUGCUUCUCCUGCGGUGGCUACUGUAGAGGAGCCGAAACAACAAAGCUACGGUGGUGGUGGUGGAAUAGUGAGACCGAUGGCUCAAAUGCCUUCUUUCCACAACGACAAUUCAGCUAUGAACAAUUUCGCAACGAACUUUCAGGGGUACGGGAAUAUGAAUACGGGUACUAACAAAGAAGAAGAUGACUAUGACGAUGGUGGCGAUGAUGAUUCCGGCGAUACUAGGAGCCUAUCUCAUAGUGGUUGA